This is a messenger RNA of Pocillopora meandrina, 20493 nucleotides long. NCBI's taxonomy places the organism in Eukaryota, Metazoa, Cnidaria, Anthozoa, Scleractinia, Pocilloporidae. The record is from the annotation of a GenBank genome assembly.
UCGACAGCGGAUCGAGGAGACGGAGAGAUUCAACUCGAAGAUGAAGGCGCGGAUAGCGAUGAAGAGGAAGAAGAACUGGAAAAUGAAGAAGAAUCGUUAUUCGAUGAGAGUAAGUGCUACCUCAGAAUGAUGCCUGCUCAGACUUGCACAAAAUAGGACUUAGUACGAGAAGUAUUACACGGACAGUAUAAGGGAGUUUCAGCAUCAAGGGCGUGGCUUGUAUUUUCAAAGUGGGUGGAGGGUAACAUCGUGUCACAUCCAGAGUACCAUAUGACUGUCAUGUGUUCCAAUAGAAGUGAAAAUUUAGGUUUUUUAUUGCAAACUUUGGAAUGCUACCCUGGAGGUUGGGUCACAAGUACACAGCUGCUCCCACAAGCAUCACGUUACGACAGGGACGUUAAACAAAAGUAAUCCAUGAUUUUCCCCACUUUUCCCUGAUUAUUAAAGUUGCAGCCUCAGAGAAGCCAACGGCAGAAGAUUCUGAUGAAAAUGAUCCUACACCGAGAAUCAACAUUGACAUGAAUGUGCGCCGUGUUCGUAAAUUUUAUGACGGUCCCAAAGUUAGGCCACAGUAAGUAUGGUACAAGGUGUUUUUUUCAGCUUUUUCAACUCUAGUGUCACAAAUUCGCAUUCCUCUCUCUUUUCUUACAUGUGAGUGAGAUAUGAAUUAAUUAGUGACUUCCCUUUAACAUCUUCGACACUGUUCAAAUUGUUCGUGAUGCUUUACAAUUUGAUUCUGCUUUUACACAGGGAAUUCCUCGACGAGUCAGGCCAUACGCAUAGACAAUGUAUAAGAUUUAUCUACAGCACGAGUCGCGCAUACUUAAAUAAGCAGUGUGGGUGAAAUUUACUGUUCGACCUCCUUUGAUUCCAAAUUGGUAAACAUUUUCUUAAUGAAUUUACAGAUAUCUCAACAUUCUGACGGACUUUGUUGACGCGGAGAUUUUCCUGAUUGACGGCGACUCUUUGCUUUUGGAGCUUCUUUGCCAAAAUAGCCUAGACUGGCAACAUGGCGGACAGUUUCUCCAUCUCACCUAUUUACUUGAACGCUUCCUCCAGUAUUUUAAAGAUAAAGGUCAGUGCAGAAAACAAGUGAAAACAUUAAGAAAGAUAAUAAUGAUUGCAAGUGCGAAAUGAGCUCCACUUGUCAACCUAAAGAAAUAAGAAAUGAUAGCCAGGUUAGAGCUAAUGGGAUGUUAAAUGUCCCCUAAUCCUUUAACUCCCAUGAGUGACCAAGACAGAAUUUCUCCUCAUAAUAUUAUUACGAUAUUAAGUAGACAAGUUAUGAGAAUAAAGAUAUUAAUUAGGGGAUUAUUAGUUGAUCCAACACCAUAUACAUACAUACAACCUUUAUUUAUGUGUCAAAUCUAAAAUAGCAGUUAUACAACCACUAACUGGGGACACUAAAUACUACCUAAAAAUUUGAGAAAUUUAAAAAUAAAACAAUAUAUAUGUACAAUUUAAAAUCUAACCUAAGUCUUACAUAAAAGGCAGUUUUCACAUUUACUAUCAGUCAAUUUAGAAACAAGGUCUAUUCUACGUAUGUUACAUUUAAAAGAUGAUAUGGAUGUCAGUUCUCUUACAUUUCUUGGUACAAUUGCCCAUAUUUUGGGUCCCAUAUAUCUAAGCGAAUGUUUUCCAAAAGUGACAGUAUUAAAUCUAGGUAUACCAAAAUCAUUAUUACGCAGUGUGUACCUAAGUUGUGGAAUUUGAAAAAGGCUACAUAUGUAAUUAGGAGAUAAAUUGUUCUUUACCUUAUACAUAAGAAUGGCUAUGUCCUGUAGUCUUCUGUUCUGCAGUGUACUUAGGUUAGCCAUGUCUAAUAAUUUAUCAUAACUACAAAUUCUCAAACUAACAUUACAAGAACUAUAUGGCAGACAGUAAGGAGAAUUGCUAAUGAGAUUUUGGGAGUCAAAGGGUUAACAGGUAACUGUAGGAUGAUGAGAGUGUUUUCAGUGACGGUGAAGGUGUGAACUGAAACGAUAGUACUUAGAUCGACGGAGGUUGCCCAAAACCGGAAACUCGAGGAAUAUAGGUUGCUAAGAUGUGACGACAUUUCUUUUUCGCCUGUUUCACUCAUUUAGCAGGACCACCACAAAAUGUCGGCUAAAGGCGGUAUUGGUUUCGCAAAUUAGUUGAUCAUUAACUUGUAUGUGAUACUACCACCGAUUACCUGUAAAAUGAUACAAGUUCUUAGUAUUUUUCUGCUAGAUUUCCCUUCAAUCAUCUAACCACGUCAUUUCUUGUUGAACUAGGUGGUGUUUUCCACGUUGUCUUUUUCGAAGAAAUGGAGAUCAUCUGGAGGAGUCGACCAUCCAUGCUGUUGGCACGACAAGCUUUAAUUCUUCAUCUUCAGCACAACACACCUUUCACAAUUGAGACAUCAAUAGCAAGUGUUUGGGACAAGCAUUGGAAAGAGUACAUCGAUCGUAAUAUUCCCGCAUUUCUGGUGUUAACUGACGCGGAAAAUGUUCCAUGGAAAAAGACCGGAGAGACGAAAAAGCUUGAUGUGGCGGUGGAGUUUUUCUUCCGUUGUCUUCUGUUACAUUGUCUUGGACAAGGAUUGAAUUGUGUCUUUAUCUCAGGCGUCCAGAUGACUGCGACAAAAGUGACGGGAUAUUACAACGAGUCCACUUCAAAACAUAGAUCAUUCCUCAGGAAGGUUAGACGGGAAGACUUAAUGAGGGAAUGUAAAAUGAUGACACCAAUAUUAGCGCUAGUGUUUGUGGCGUAAAGCAACAUCCGGAACCUUUUCCUACUUACUAAAAAUGGGAUUUCUAACAAUAGCAGAAGCUGCACCAAAAAUAGCAUUUCCACACGCUGUUUAAUGUAAUAGCUAAAUUUUUAUUUCAAAGUGAUACAUACCCCGUUCCCAGUUGCCCUUUCAGCAACUCAAGAGCUUGUAAAGCUUUAUGACAAAUGAUUCACUCAUUGAAGAACAUAGGGAGUACAGAUACCGUCAGUAUCACUCUAGAUCUGCAGGGGUGGGGAUAUCUUAGAAAAUCCCAGAUAAUGAAAAGAAAGCGUAAAAAGAUGUUGAUUUCACUGAAAUCGCUCAUAUGUACAUUAUUUCUUGUUCCUAGCAUGGUGAAGCAGUCUGCAAUACAUGGGAUUGGCUGAUGAGGUAUUGGCGCCGUCAGUGUACUCAGGAAAACAUCGCCGGACGUGCAGUAACAGACAAUCAGGUGUGCAAUGUGUUUAACCCUUUACACCUUAACAUCAGUAUGUAUAUUCUCCAUACUGCUCUCUACGCAUUUCCUAAGGUGCUGACAGGAAGAAUUUGUUUAACAAUCAAAAGCUUCUUCAAUUAGUGAUCAUUUCCUUUAUCCUCCUGACCUUAAUGUAUGAUUCUGUGGUGACAUUGUAAAGAGAAAUUAGAUGCAAGUCACUUUUAGGGAUCAAAGGGUCUAAGAGAUAUUCAUUUGCUCCUUUACAUGUCCAAAUCUAAUUUAUCUUACUUUCUUUUUGUUGUUUGUCUUACCUCAGAUUGAUCUCCAGUCGGAAGUUCAAGUUGCUCUUCAAUCUCCACCACAAGGUGGAUGUCGGGAGGUUGCCACAAUCCUUGCUUGUGUGCAAGUCCUCUUACUACUACUUCACGACGACAAUAUCAGUAAGGUAAGUAACACACACUUGACAUGUGUUUUACACUUCAAACUUAUUGUGAGGGUUUGUGCAAUGACAAAAUCUGUACAAUUUUGGCUCCAUGCAGGAUGCGAUGAAGAUUGCCGAGGAUAAGGUGAAACUUUUCCUUCUUCAAUCUGCACUUCUAAAGAAACUUCCGUUGAAGUACAGGGCUCAUACUGUAAACAGUUCUUUGUUGGACGAAUUCUGCAAAGCGAAAGAUGGCAAAGUUUAUCCAUUUUACGAAGUAAGUAAAUGAGACCAUUGUAACUUAACCUGUACGUGGAAAUCACGUGAUGAUCUUUCCUGUAUUUUGGGAAUAGGAAUUGCGUUUUACAGUGGCUUGACCACGAUCUAUUUAAGAAAAAAAUUAACAGUGACUGACACCUGAUUAUGAAAUUCAAAUAUUCCCACUGCCCUUACACCCUCUCAUACAGAAAGUCCUCGCGAAAGUUUAGGUGCCAUAGAACAUAACUGUCCUGAAAUAGGCGCUUCUCGUCUUUUCUAUCUGGGGUCGGUUCUAAGAGUCUUCAUUUAUGAAGUCGUGUUUGAGAAGUAUUAGUUAAAGGCAGCUUGUUUAUAUCGUGUAACAGAUCCAUACAAGUUUAUGGCAGAUUUUAAGGAUGAUACAAUCAGCUUUGAGAGAUGCUUAUAAAGACGACAGUACCGCCAAUGUAUUAGACAUGACUUCAGUGGCAGAUUUAAUGGACGGACGCCUAGUCCAUACUCUCUUCUGGCUCAUCAUGAAACAGACGUCACAGGGAUCAAAAGGUCUGUUGUCAGACUGAUUCUAAUAAUUACUGACAAAUUUUUAAAACAGGCUGGUAGAAAUGAUGGAGCUCUUAUUCAUUUUUAAUUUUACUUUUUCUUGGCGUCACCUUUCAGCUAUUUAGCAAACUGCAUAAAACUUUUAAUUCAGUAUUAUCAACUGAGGUUAUAACGUAAAUUGGCCACCGUAAAGAGUUGAAAGCUGACAUUUCGAGCGUUAGCCCUUCGUCAGAGCGAUUGGAGAAAUUGUGGGUUAUGUAUGGGUUUACGUGCGUCAUUCAUUCAUUCGUCACCAUAUUCCCUCCAAUAGUUUAGCUCCACUUUCUGCAUACAAACGCACACAACCCACAAUUCCUCCAAUAGCUCUGACGAAAGGCUAACGCUCGAAACAUCAGCUUUGAAACUCUUAACGAUGGCCAAUUUAUGUUAUUAAAUUACGCUGUGAUACUCUCCCACCGACGCAGUACCACAGUUUCUUUAGAAACUUACCCCCCUUUAUUCAUUGUAUAAAACUUCGUAUGAUAAUCAAAAGCGGGUCUCACUCAUCUCAUAUCUAUCACCAACCCAGUGUUCUCUGGGAAAUUGAUGUUUCCGUGUUGAAUUCCUUCAUUGAAGCUUACAUGUUUCAUGUAAAACAAUGCAAAAUUGUUGUCAACACGCCGCGUUGUCCUGCUAAAUGUAUGUAAACAGCUAUGAAUACGAAAACAUAGAGAUCCUUCGCCCUUGUCAGUGACCGUUCUUUCAAAGAUUUCAAGGCAACUAUAUGUUUUGUCAUAUGCAUCAGACCUCAGUCUACCCCAGGAUGUUAAACGAGAUGUUGAGUCUGCAUGGGAGAAAGUUGUCGCUCUUGUGAAUGGAUCAUGUCAUUCAGAUUCUCUAGAAAGUCGAUUUUUUCCAUUUUUUGACGAAAGUUCUACAAGCCUCCUUUACGAGGAAGGUAAGUAAAAUUCGACUUAAUUUUUCCACGGUAGCUUUCUACGCAUUUAAUACAAUCAUUUGGAUGUGAAUGGUUCCUACAGUAUUUCUUGUCCCUUUCUUGUCUGAAAAAGCUUUAAACUUUUCUCUUUCGAGAUCAAAAUAAUUGGCGAUUCAAUAUGGAAAGGGAAAAAAAUGUCAAAUUUUGCAAGCUGCAAGUUUCAAUUAAUCUAGUUAGUUCAUUUUUUUAGAAAAUGGUAUUUUAAAGGUACAGUCUGGCUCUGUCAGAAUCUCCUCAAUGAGAUUGACGGACAUCUAGUGAAAUCAUCAGUAUUUGUUUCAGGAACAAGUCCUGAUCAAGACUCCAGCGCGAAGCUCAAAAGGCUACUAUACGUUGGAAGUGCUCUUGUGAAUGAGUACGUUGGUGAUAUUAGAUCAAGAAUCAACGCCAUGGCUGAGUAAGACCUUACAACAAUGUUUACGUCAUUCAAAGUUCAAAGUACCCUGCAUGUUUUAUUGAAUUGCGUGAGAAAAUAAUCUUUUCAGAGAAGGCUGUUCAAUUUUCCCCUUUCAGAGACGAGACCAAAGACGAAGUGUUUCCGAUUGGCAAAGAAUUUGAUGAGCUGUACCACUGGCAUUCUCUGAAGCCACUAUCUGAUGAUUUCGACAGGACAAAGCAGGCUUUUAAGGGUGAGGCUUUGAAGGCCAAGCAUGGGAACCUGCACUGUAAAAAGUUUUUUAUAUAUAUAUUCAACAAAAUUUGUUGUUCCUGAUUGGUCGAUGAAGAAUGAAUAAGUAGAUUAUAGGGUGCACUACGGGAUUCCGCCAUGUACUCCGAAAUUCAGCUUUUAAAGGUGGAUGAAUUUUUUUCAUUUGUAAGAUAUUUCGAAAACAAUUAAAAUUGGUUUGGCAGAGCAAUAGAUGUGUAUAAUGAUUAAUACAAAAACUAACGAGCACAUUCUGAAUAGUGCCCCCGAAGACUUACAGACUAAAAUAACGGCAGUUACUAUUUUUUUAAAGAAUAGAAUGAACCAAAAAUAGCGAGAACUGCUCUGGCUUUUUGUUAUUGUCGGUCAAUCGUGUUGCUUUGAAAGGCAGUUAAUCACACUCGCUUACAGUUCGUAAAAUUACGAAAAAAAACAUCACUCACGCCCAUAACUCAAGAAAUGUAUUCGCCUUCAUACGACUUCUCAUUCAUAAAAAAAAAGGUCACCGGAUUUAAUAAAAUGGCAGUUUUAAUUGUCGUAUAUAGCUUUUUUAUUUUACCUGUUACAUCCAACUUCUUCUUAAUUAAGGAAUUUCGUUUGGUCGAAAAAACCUUUCCAAAAAUACCGUAAGCCAUGUGUUGCAAACUAUGAACUCAAAAUUUCACUAAUUCGUUCUUCAGAUAAGCCUCCGACUGACCCCAAAGAAAGAAAAAGAUAUUUUAGACAAAAGAUGCCGUACGUUCGCUAUAAUAGAUUUUAUGGAAACUCUCUUGUUGGUGGUAUAGACGAUGCCAAAAUUAUCACCGUCAAGAAAGAGGUUCCAAAGAAGAAGAAAGGAAAGAAAAAGGAUGGAAAGAUGGUGGGAAUAUUUGUUAUUAUCAAACUUUUGUCUAAAUUGUUUCCCCAAUAGUUUUUUAUGUGUUUAGCCAGACUCAACUCAGGAAAAUUAUCUUUUGCAGGGAGAAAAAGCAAAGCGAAUUAUCGAACAGAACAAAAAAAAACGCAAAGGUUUGUUUCUUAGUAAAGUUUCAAUUUAUGGAGUUAAAUCAUUAAAAUAUUUUGAGCACUUCUGAAGUACCGUAAUUGGGCAAUAUCGUGAGAAUUUCACGGUAUGUAUUGUAAAAUGGUAUCCCUUACCACAGUCUUAGAGCAUAAAAUGAUGUUUGGCAUAAGUUGUAAUAAGAAAAAGAAGGGUAUGGAUGGCAAAAGUUUGGUGAAGGAUUCUACAUAAGAAGUUGUUCACCUGUUCUAAAAUUAAUGUUAAGGAAACUGACCAAAACAUGUUGUUUCUUACUUAAAUUUUUCGCAGAUGAAGAAAGACAAAGAGAUCAAGAAAAAUGGAGCAACUUUCUUGAAGACAUCGACAACAACCUGAAGAAGGACAACUUCAGCACUGUUUUGCAGUUAGUCGAUAAGUAUCUCGCGGAUUGCAAAACUCCCGAACUUCACCUUCAAGCGCUGAUGAAAAAGGCACAAAGUUGCCUUGGAGCCUGGCAGCAGACAAGUAGGUGAAAAAGUGAAGAGUGAAUCGAUUUCAUUAUCUUUUGAACUUUUUCUCUCAGCUUUGAUGCCUGGAUAAAGUCUGAGAAGCAAAUUUGAAAAAUGAGAGAUAUAUUUAUCGUUAGGUAAAUGAACAUUUAACAGUUUCUCUCAUGAUUUUAGAGCAAGAGUAUUAAAUCGUGUAUUGAUCCCGAAGUUUCGACUGAAAGUUUACAUCUCGCUAUUUAUAGCACCUUGGUUCGUUGUUAUUGGUGUGUUUUGGCGCGUUAUUGUUGGUGCAUUUCGAUCCUCGUCAUUACUCCGACUAUUGGAUUUUGUUGCCUCAUAGGUCUGUUUUGCAACUGAUCGGCUGCUAUGCUUUCCGAUAGAAGGCAUCCAUGCUUCAAGAAUUUCGAUUCUUUUAUGUCUAUUGAUGUUAUUAGGAUGAAGUCUUAUGUGAAUAGGUUCUCUAACUCUAGUUUGUACCAGUGAGAGGUACGAUCAAUAAAUUAAGUUAACAAGGUCCCAAACAGAAAUGUGUCCUGUUUCAUUAACGUGUUCUUAAACCGCCAAAUUCUGAGUACGAGCAGGAUGUAUUUCUCUUUCUUUUUUUUAAUUCUCUCUUUCAUCGCUCUCCCUUUUUCCCUGAUGUAUAUUUUGCUAUUACUUUUCAUUUGUCAAGUUUGGGAUUAAACAAAACUACCAAAACCAAACUGCAGCCAUUUGUAUCCUGUAGGAGCUGCUAACGCUGGAUCUAAUGACAUGAAAUAUCCUGUACUGCUGCUAGAGAGUGUUCAGAAAAUGGCUGAAGACUUCCACAGCCUUCUCACCGACAAAGACAAAAAGAAACUGGCUGGAUUUACGCGGAAGCUGGGAUUCGAUGACAUCGCAGCCACGCUUAACGAUCUACCUGAAGAAAGUGAGAGAAAAGUAUGUAUCGUCAGAUCAAACAAGCUUUACAAACAAGCUUUGGCUUUAUGCUGUUUCUUCCCUGUAUCUGAUUACUAAGAGAUAAAUAGUGUUAUGAAAUCUAAAGACCUCUGUGCCACAAAGCAUUCGUAUACUCAAAACUUUUUCAACAUGAUAUCCUCUUCUGCUGCACAUUUCGUUUUUUAAGUAAUCAUGGAAUUUAUGAUACUGCCUCAACAUUGCACCGUAAUAAUUGUUGAAAGUAAAUGAUACUAACAUAGCUGUGAUUGACAAAUUCCCGUAGAGACGUGGUCAGUGAAUCAGAUCUACUGGCAAUGCAACAAACUACCACUAUUGCUUGCAGCAACUCCUAAGAGAGUUUACUUAGAGAGCUAUAUAGUCCGAGAAAUCUCAGUUUUCCGUGUUUAUAUAGCUUUAUCUGAAGAAUAAGGAGACUGCUGAGUUUAAAUCAGCUAUACUCACGUUAAACUGAAAUGUAGUUAAGGGCUUGCUCAAGUUUCGAGAAUUCUCUCGGUGUUCUGUGUGUUUAGAUGAGGCUAUCUGAACAUGGAGAAAGCCCCUUAUUGCUUUAAUAAAAUAGUUUUGCGAAAUGCACGCGAAUCUAAAACGUCGCAACCGUGUUUAUAUGCUCAAAACUUGACAAGCCUGUCGACUGAUGGGAGUGCACGCACCACGUCAAUCGUUUCAUAAAAGUGCACCGUUUCACUCGGGAUUUAAGUAAAUUCCUCUUUGGUCUUCUGACUGUUUAUGCCCAAUUUAUCACCUAAGGCGCAACAGCUAUCGGUCCACACUACAAGCGCAAGAUUCCAACUUGACUACAUGGGCCAUUUACUCAAGCGGGAAACAAGAACUGAUCGUGACUCGAGGGUUGACCACUUCAUUCCCGAUACAUGGCAGGUAGUAAUAUUUUUCUUACUCUCUAAAUACGAAUUAAAUCUCUCGUGACAAACGUCGAGGAGAAGAAGAGGUGGUUAAGUUCAGUGGAGAACAACAGUUAAAAUGCUUAAAUACUUGAACUUCAAUGGAAACAUAUUCUAGAACGAGAACCAACAAAAUCUCCCCCGCGUGAAUUUCGCUUCCAUCUCGUCGUAGUUUCCUCUUCAUCUGCUUAAUUUUGUGGUUAUUCAAAUAUUUUCUAGCGUGAACUUCUUGACGCUGUGGAUAACAACGAGUCAGCGGUAAUAGUGGCACCCACCUCGUCGGGAAAGACUUUUGCCUCAUACUACUGCAUGGAGAAAGUGCUGACUCAAGACAAUGAUGGUGUGGUGGUUUAUGUUUCCCCAACGAAGGUGAAGUUACCAGCUACGAUCAUUUAGUUUAUCAAGUCCUCUUAAAGUGAUCCUUAAUAGCUGAACGACCUCGUCUCGUCAAAUGCAGCCGCCUAAAGGCACUUGGCCUCGACGUAAAUGGUUGCCUUGUGCAACUGCCUUUCACAUAAUUUAUUCCCACCGGAUCUAGCGUAAACUGAUUUUAUACCUCAAUAUGGCAUCUCGUUUAAAACGUGUUAAAGGAUGUGACGUCUGUAUUAGUGGCAAAUAUUCAAUACUUAUCGUAAAGUUACUCCGGCUUUGGAUUUUGUAGGUAUUAAUUGAUUUUGUAGGUAUAAACUGAUGCAUUAAUCAUUUAGGCCUUAGUGAAUCAAGUUGCUGCUACAGUUUACGCUCGUUUUCGUCGUAAAAAUCUUCCAGAGGGAAGGGCAGUGUAUGGUGUUUUCACGAGGGAUUAUCGAUACAACACGUUGAACUCUCAGGUAAGCAAACGUGACAAGAAGCACUCGAGACAAAAAGGAAUCUCAUCACUUCUAAGCAAACAAAAUACACGCGGUCGUUGAGGAACAACAUUUAUGAUGAGUGAUCUUGACAAAAUACAAUAAACAUAAAUUAUUUCAUGGAAUCAUUGUCUGAUUGAAAACUCUUUCAUUUAACUGAUAUCGUAUUUUUUUCCCUUUUGAAAUUUCUCUCUAUUUGGCUCGUGGAUUGAAGUAUAAAUAGGAUAUAUAGAGUAACUUUUUUCAUUUCUGUCUUUUGAUUCCCGGCAGAUCCUUGUUACAGUCCCUCAAUGUUUGGAGAUACUUUUUCUCUCGCCUCGUAGACAAGAUUGGACGAAAAACAUUAGAUACGUAAUCUUCGAUGAGGUAAAAUAACUAUGAACUUUCUUGAAAGUAAUUUUCGCAUAAUCACUUUUUAAUUUUUCGUAAUAAAGUUGUAGCGUGGAAAAGACAGAAUUAACGCUGAGAUGUUACUACGAUGUGUACUUUGUGCAGUGUUACCUCGUUGAAUAAUGUAGAUAUAUCACUUUUACUAAAGUUAUGUAACCAAGUUCUUAAAGAAUUCUAGUUCACAUUAACGUUCGUUCAUAAUCAAUUCGUAGACUUUUGACCUUCAUCGGUGUUUUCAUAAACAGUAGUCAUUGUUAGAUUUGGUUCAAUGAUGGCAGUAGCAUUGGAUGUUGGAAUAUGGAUGGUUGGAGGGUCAAUUCUACCUAGGGAUACAGGGAGAAAAUAAUAAAAGUUGCCCUAAGGUCGUUAAAAUGUUUUUUCUGAGAUUCGAGGUAACAAAAGCUUACUACUCAAGCUGAGCAAACUUUGGGCAUCGUUCCAAGAAAAUAAAACAAAAUUACUGUUUUACCUGUGCACUCAGGCUAUACCUAAGCCAAAAUUUCUCCCAUACCUUUACUCUGCAGGUUCACUGUCUUGGUCAAGAAAUUGGUGCUGAAGUCUGGGAGCAUCUUCUUCUUCUCAUUCGCUGUCCCUUCUUGGCGCUUUCGGCAACCAUUGGAAAUCCAGAUGACCUUACAAGGUGAGAACUGUUGCAAAGUGCACAAAAUAAAAUGUGUACUAUUGAAUCCUACGAAAUUUUCCCGUUACGCCGAUGUUAAAACGAUGUUAACGUAUACAAGUUAGUCACGCAUUUUCAAAUUAAAUCACGAGGUGAAUCAUACGUUCUUUGUUUUGUAGGUGGUUGCAAGCCGCUCAAAGCUUUCGAGAGCAGCAAGACAAACAAGAAAAUGGCCAGAUGAGAGAGUCCUACAGAAUCAGACUAGGUGAAGCGAAAAAAUAAAUCCGUUACCUCAGAGAGUCAUGGAGGGGCCUUAUAUGGUCUUUGAAUCUGCAAUGCUUAAGUUUACGCAUUAGGAUUGACCCAAAAACUCAAAACUCCAUUUCAACCUUAUCUAGACAAUUAGGUUUCCGAAACGACCAAAGACGUAAGCAACCUGGUCGUUAGCUGAACAACUCUUUGGCGAAACGACUGCAAUUCUUAAACCAUAUUGAUAUUGUAAGGAGAAAUUCUGUUUUGGUUAUUCCUGAGAGUGAGAGGGUCAACGAAUGUCACCCCCAUGCCAAAAAUUGGUCUAACAACACAUCUCUGGUAUAUUUUUUAGUUCACUUUCAUGAACGAUACUCAGAUCUGGAGAAGAGUGUUUACCUUCCGAGUCCUAGUAAUGGUGGAUUCUCUGAAAAGUCCAGGAAAUACGAGGGUACUUACGAUGUCAAAGCGACUGGAGAGUUUGCGAGGCUUCACCCUUGUGCUCAGCUUGCAGCAAAACAGGUGAACUGUCAAGUACAGAACUGCCAUAGGUCAGCUUGAAGAGAAUAAGUUUUAUUAAAAUACUGAAGAGAUCUACGAAUUCGCAAAAAAAAAUUAGAAACUUACCAAACGUAAGAUUGUAAGUCCAUGAGUUCUCACAUGUAUUUUGUGAUAUUGGUUAUAUAUACCUUACUAAAAAGAGAUAUGGAAAUCCUAUGGUUAAUCAAAACUAUAACAAAAUUCCCGACCGUGAUUGGUUAUCACCAGCCCGAUUUGAGCAUUAAUAGGACAGUGUAAGCGUCAUACUUGUAAUUGGACAGCCUAAUAGAACAGUUAAAGGGACAAGAAACAAGUCAUGCUUGUGUAAGUGGUCAGAACACGUCAUGUGCGCGGGCUGUUGUCUCGCAUUCCGCCGAGUUCACUGUUGUUUUCUUUUUAUGAAAACGUAUAAUUGAUGACUAGUUUCUUUCUCAAAUUUUUUCAUAGUUUUGAUUAAUCGGUAACAGGACUUCGUGUCGUCCAGUUCUGUCUGUAAUCAUUCUCGUGACUAUCAAAUCAGACUCCUGCUUCGCGGUCGUCCGAUUUUGUUAAUCACUUGUAUGAGUGCAGACCGAAUUGGACUACAUUCGGUCCUAUUACCAUUAUUAAUCGUCAUAAUUGCUUUUGUAACCUUCUUCGGGCGAAUCUUACAACAGUACUGUAUCUUUCCUGUAGUUCCUAUAAGACGUAUUUUACAUCUUUUGCUUCCAAUCCUCUUUCACUUAAUCUUUUUUGGAAUAGAGCAAUUUUCAACUGAGUGUCGCAAGUAAUCUGGGAUUGCUUGUUUUGCUUUAUUUGGGUCUGUGAUUGGUCUAGAUAAGAUAACGUACACCAACUUCUAAACCAAUCAUAAGUAGUGCGAAAACAAAUCGUGAGUUAAUCGCCCUCGUUUUCUCGCGCUUUAGUUUUUUUUUUUCUUUUCUUCAAGUUUUCAGCGGCUAAUAAUGACGUUAAUUUUGGCUCUAACUGGCCAAAGUGAUUACCUUGCGUUAGGUUUUUCGACCGUCAACUGAAACAGUUCCAUGUUUCGACCAUCGUUAAAGAUUCUUCGAGUAACAAAUUGUUGUUUCCAAUUAGCUACAAGAGAAUUCCUUCCCAAGAGAUAUGGAUUUCACUCCUCGAGAAUCUCUACAACUUUUUGAUGUUAUGACUAUGCACUGGCCAGACAAAGAAUCCUUGCAGGUAAGUACGUAGCUUUUAAAUAAGGUUCGGUCUUACACGUUACAGUUGCAUGCCUGUCAGCUGUGAUAAUGGUCGUUAGAGGGUUAGCUCGUAUCGUUCUGGGCUAUUUUUUUUUUUAUCUUGUAAAGCUAGCUGAAGUAAGACUAGAUUCCAAAAAGUCUCAAAUAAUGGUGUUUUCAUACUGACAGUCCAGAGAAUACUGCGACUUGGUGACCCAAGCUUGUUAUUUUGUGUUUUCUUUCAAGAAACUUUCCCCCGAGAGGUACUUCGAGAAAAAUAAGUUCAUUGACAAGAGCUGCGCACGAAAGUACGAAAAGGACCUGAAGAAAGAAUUCAAGUCUUGGGCCGAUGAAAAACAUUUUGAGAAGGUAAAGGGAAUGUUGGCAAAGAAUUCGUUGCACAGCGAUUGUGAUGUGUUAGCGUUGUUUGCCAUUGCAUUGAUGAAUAAAAAACUUUUUUGACGCUGAUUAAAGCCCUGUAGACCCUAGCAUUUGGAGUCCUUCUUUUCUGCUUAUUACUCUAAUGAAUCGUAUCUCUAAUAACAUCACGACUGUUUGACCUGACGUCAGCGAGACACAAAUCUGUUACAUUCUUUACAUUAUUUCUUUGUUGUAUCGGUGGUACAUAGUACGGAGGCCCUACGGAGCACGAGGUGCGAUGUUCAGGUGAAAUACUAUUUUAAAGGGAUAAGCUGGCAUUUUUACAGGUCUUCAUACCAUUUCCUGUAAAUUAUAUCCCUACGUUCUAUUCCUGGGCUCGUUUACUAACUGAUUUACUAACUUAAGUGUUACUUCUGCUGUUGUUAUUAUAAUCACUUUAAGUCAUAUUUUGUUGCUCCAGGUUGAAGCCGUUUUACAGUCACUGAAUUCUAUUUUGCUGGAGAAACAGGCUUCGACUGAAGAGGAAUGGACUCAGCUAGGAAUGCCUUCGUCGGGAAAAAUUUUCAUUUGGAAAAAUUUCCCAAAGCUCGUGGAACAACUUAAGGCUCAAAAAAAACUGCCAGCGCUUAUUUUCAGGUAAUAUACCGCAUACUGUAUCACCGAAAGGGGUUGUCGUUCAGUGACAUGCAUAACAAGGGAUUCAGAUUUAACUUUAAUUUGGUUUUUGUGUCAGCCACACUGAAAAAAAAGGGAUAGAGAAAGAAAGACAAUAGGAAAAGGCAAAUGACGAUCAGAAUACAAAUUGGAACGAUGCACAUAAGUUGGACUCAUGUUCCGAAAAUAAAAAUGCGAACGUUCAAAACAAAUGGUAUUUAAAUGAUGAAAACUCACGUUAUGUGGAAGGUAUAUUAACAAAAAAUAACUGAGUAAAUACCGAAAAAGCUAUCUCGCUCAGUGGGCUUUAUUAAUGAUAUACCUCUGUUUUUAUCAGCUUUGACCGCAAGUUUUGCGAAGAGUUGGCGUUUGGUCUCGCUCAGCACUUUCAAAAACGAGAGGAGGUUAUUAAACGCCAGAAUAAAGGGAAAGACUCUAAGCUUGCCGAAAAGAGGGUAAAAAAGGCGAACAAGGAAUUUAAAAGGCUGAGAGAUGAAGAGACAGAGAGUACAAACGAAGAAAGGUAAACGGAAACAAAUUAAAUAGUAACUGCAUGAUAUAUCUCGUCGAGUGCCAUUUAGAUUCCAUUCAAUAUGUAUGCGAACGAGUCCGUCAUGUUAUGAUGACAAACGAUAUAAGACUUGAGGGCUUGUUCUCUAAACAGAUUGGACGACCAAGUAAGACAACAGUACGAGAAAGACUCUUCGUUCUUAAAUGAUCCUUUACCAGCGUGUACAGUUGCCUUUACACACAAAAUUGGAAGCGAGGUAGGGGGCAUCCGGCAACUAUAUAUUUAAUAUUAUUUAACGAUUGUUCACCGAGGGCGAAGUGAAUAUUUUUGAAACAUACCUGAAACGAGGUCGAGGGAAUUUUUUAAUAAUAUUCACCUAGCCUGAAGUGAAUAAUUGUUUAUCGACAUAUAAGCAAGCACCUUCCACUAAAGUUUAAUGGGUUUUAAUUAAUUUAAUCAGCAAAAAAAACAUAUCUUAUCUUUGAAAAGAGAUUAUCACUUCCUCCGUAACGUGGACAACAUGCGAGGUAGCCAUUUUGAAUAUUAAGAAUCCCUGCUAUAAUCACCUUGCGCGAGGUGAUUAUAGUGAAAUCAGAGCGCGUAUUUCUAUAAUCACCUGAGCAGAGGACAAAGAUAGACUACAUCAAAAAGGAUGAUCAGACUACGAAUUAUGUGACUAAAAGGCCCCUAGGUAAAGACUUUUUUGAUAAAGUUUCCCUUAACUGAGGUUGGCCAUUUACUCUGUAGGAUUUACAAAAGAUCAUGCAUCGCAUUUGGUACAUGCGUGGCUAUUCACUUUUAAAGGAAGCUUUAAGACGAGGAAUAAGUUAUCAUCACGCUGGACUGAAAAACAAAAUUCGCGGCACCGUGGAGAUCUUAUUUAGAGAGAAGUACCUUCAGGUAUUACUUUGUUAUUUAUUCGAUCUAGAAACGAAGGUGGACGUUUAAAUGAUAAAGUGGAGAAAUAAUUUUUUUUUCUAACCUCAUCGUAAAUAGCUCUGAGGCAUAGCUUUUUCUUAAAGUGAUUGUCUAAAAUUACUUGCAACACAUUGUGUGAUGGGCUGUUUUAAAAUACGAUUUAAAAAGAUGUGUGACUCUUGCCCAAACCAGAAUGAAGUUUAAAUGGCAGGAAAAAAAGAAAGAAAAUACAUGUGAAAUAUCAGAAAAAGAUAAAAAGCAAGGACACAGUGGCCUCAUUAGUAUCGCACUAGUUUGGUAUGCUGUUAUCAACUGCAACCGAUGGCCUUUGUUGCACAAACCUUUUUUGACAUUUUGGUUAGUUUCUGUUUUCCCCUUUGUCUUACCAAAUCUAUUUACCUCAACAGUUGUAAACGUCUCGAUGAAAAAAAUAUAGUAACAGAACAGUAUAUAAAGACUCGGGAGUCUUUUUUGUUCGUUUUAGGUCGUUACAGCAACAGGAACCUUGGCCCUUGGUAUUCAUAUGCCUUGUAAAACGGUCGUGUUUGCUGGAGAUUCACCCUAUUUAAACUCUUUGCAGUACAGACAGGUAAGAACACUUUCAAAAAAAAGUUUUUUUCCUACAGAAAAACAAAUCUCUCCCACAGACAAGCGAACCCAGUGAAACAGCAGGUGUCUGUAAUUUCAUAGAACGAAAAAGAAUGAGGCAGGCAGGGUAGCAACGUGUUUCCAACAAAAAGAAGCACCCUCAAAGAUAACGUUUACCACAAAUAAGACUAUUUUGCAUAUAGCUCUCUUUGUCCGUAAUAAACGACAUGUAUAAAAAUUAUAUCGGUGCGGACAGAGUACUUUCUAAUAUCUCUUUUACCUGAAAGUAGAUCUAACCGUGUCCAGGUGUCGUUUUCCCUUCAGUACUCCUAUUAGACUUCUAAACUCAUCAAAGUAUUUCAAUAAUCAUAACUACGUCACUUUUCAACCAGAUUUGUUUGUUUUUUUUCCAUAUGUAUAUUAAUUUAAAUUUGGACUUAAUCUCAUUCUUUCAUCUCUCUAAUUUCAGAUGUCUGGCAGGGCAGGUCGUCGAGGUUUUGACCCUGUAGGAAAUGUAGUGUUUUUUGGAGUUCCUUCCCGUAAAGUUCAACGUCUCAUUACAGCCAAUGUUCCAAAGAUUGUUGGGAACUUCCCCAUUAACGUAUCAUUGGUGUUGCGCUUGCUUCUGAUGACAUCAAAGGGAGAUGAUCGGGAGGAUGCCCUCACGAAGGUUUCUGGGAAAGACGCCUCUAAAAUUCUUCUCCAAUAAUUCGCCUAUUCCUUUUGCGCUAAAUACUUUGUACAAUUGUCGCCAGUUUUUAUCAAUAAUCAGCUCUUUUCGCACUGAACGUGAUAUAAAUUGUGUCGUCUGAUAACAGUUACAGCUUGUUUGAAGUCUUCCAUAUAAGUACUUUCCUUCUUCAUCCUCAGUUACUAAAAAGACGAGGAAAUGAACUUCUAGAACUUAUAUCAUUGGAGACAUAAUUUAAAACCUACUGGUGAUAUUUUACGAAAUUUACGUGAAGCAACGGUCAGUCCUUAGUCUCAUUCACACAGUAAUGUGCGAAAUCCCAAUUGAUCGAUUCUCAAUCAAUUCAUGAACACACCAAGUUAUGCACGUACUCUCGUUUCCAGGCUCUCUCAUUGCUGUCGCACCCUUUCAUCUCCAUCACUCACCCCGAAAUGGAGAGCCAGAUCAAGAAACAUUUCUUAUUCUGCGUCGAGCUCCUUACCAGAUUGGUAAGUAUUAAAAUCAGAUCCUUUCCACCGUAGAAAUGAGGGGCAAGUUAGAAAUGUUUUGCUAGUAGCAGCUAUCCUUAUUUUCCUUGGUUACCAGUUUGUAUAUUUGCUUCAAGUAAGGUGAUCACAUACUCGCUCUUGCAGUUCAACGGUCUUACUAUAAACUUUUAAACUCGCUUAAAUACUGCAAAACCUUUUUAUGCAGGGUCUUGUAAAACAAGAAAACGGCGCUCCUCUACAGAUGGCAGGACUGGCGACACAUCUUCACUAUCAUGAGCCCUCAAACUAUGUCUUGGUCAGUUUCCUUCAACGUGGUCUUUUCCACAAGAUCUGUCAACCGGAAGAGAAUGGUAAGGACUAUUUAUUUUCCUUUAGAAUACAAAUAUUCACAGCCUCCAACCCAGGUUAUGGAAGAUUGAAAUCACUAUGAUAUCAUACUAUUGAUUCCUAUCACAGGAAAAUUCUCAGACGACGUGUUGAGAAAGAUGGUGCUCGUUCUAAGCCACUUGUUCGGCAGACGAUCCCUUCACGCUUCAUUCAAACGAACGGUCCAUUUGUGCCCCACGUCAAAAGUAUGUAUUUGUAAAUCUUAAAAAUGCAAGGCUGUUUUAACACGCUUUAUUGGGAAAAAUUGUGUUAGUUUUUGUCAUUUGGUAUUAAUGAUAACGUAUCAUAAUAACGAAUUUAAUCAUUAUUAUCACUCGAUCUUAACGCCGGCCCUAAUGCUUACCAAAAAUAUCUUUAAUCAUACCGUUCUUUAGUGUAGGUAAAUUUGGCCUUUUCAGAGAAGUGGCCAUUAAAUGGCGAGUUAGAAGAGAAAUACAAGGUCUGUAUUGGGAGAGAGAGAGUUCUUUCUCAACUAAAAAAUGAGUAUUACAAAAGAAAAGUACUAAGAAAAAUCAAAACUUGUCGGUUGUUUAAUGGGUGGAUAACGCUAUCCGCUGGAUAAAUCUCUAUCCGGUGGAUAACACUGUAAAUUUUGUCAACACUUAUCCACUGGAUGGAAAUUUAUCUGUCGGAUAGAGUCAUCCAUCACUUGAAAAACUGGGUUCAUGCGUUUGAAAACAGAUGCUUCUCACUGCUUAUUUUUCGGUUUUCUUCUUGGUAUCUCUUUCCUUUCAAGGUAAUUUUGGACGGUCUUCCCAAUGAAUUUGCCACAGCUCUAAGAGAGUACAACCGCCAAGUCACAGAUGUCUUCAGUCAGUACCUCACUGCGGUGGCUGCAGACCUCGAACAGGAAAGAGGAGAGGAGAACAAACUCCCUUUAUCGGGCAUAGGUAAAAUACGAUCCUUUAUCAUCUUAUAUGUGACCAUUUUUUUUUCGAGCGGGAAGUAAAAUAUUUAAGUAGAUUCAUAGCCAGUUCCUUCGCAUUGCAAGGCUAUGUUUUCUCGUGAAAACAAUUGUUUGUAUUUCACGGCUUUGAUAAGAAUUACACUUAACUUGUUCUGUCAGUGUUUGUUUGUUUGUUUGUUUUUUGCAAGCGACACUGACGAGUCAAUUCUGUGCAACUGCAAAGAGGAAGGCUUGGUGCAUUUUUGGUCAUUAUAUUAUUGGAUCGAAGGGGAUAGUUCUUGGUAAAUUUCUCACUCUGGGCUAAAUAGGCCCUUCUCGUUGGCUUACAUACUUCAGUCCACAUUCCUAUACGAAGUGCAUAGUACAUUAUUUAAUUGCUGUACGCUGUACCUAUGGAAAUGGUUCAAAAGAUAGAGACAAACUCGUGAGCAAGGUUAACCUAAACACAAAACUUAGGUAAAUUCAAUGUUUAAGUUAAACGUUCUUAUUUACCGAACGGAGUAAACUUCUUUUGCAGAAUAUCCAAAGCAAGGAAGUGUCGGUGACGAUGACAAGUACGAUGUUAUCAAAAGGCUCGUGUCCUCAUCCAUACCGUACUCUGCCUGCUCUUCCUUCGCUGCAUUGUCGGGAAAUUCAGACUUACAAUUGCAUUCUUCGAGCGAGACCGCAGCCAGUUAUCCGGAAUCAGACGAAAGAGAUGUCGAAGUCGCCAACGAGAACGUGACAGUUGAGCUUGGAAAUGAUGAAGAAGAUAAGGAAGAAGAACGAAUUGAUCAUCUGCUUGAGGUGAAAAAAGUUUCACAAAACCAAGCGUUCAUUAAAAUGUUGAAAAAGUUCUCUAACACUUUCGACGUAAUUUCGCUAGGAUGCAUGCAUUUUGCUCUUUCGUUGCAGGGGCCAGCUACGCUUAGCAAAAUAAAUACGACACAACAACUUCUAUGCGUCCACAUUCCUUGUAUUCUUGUACAGGGUAAUCAUUACGAAUGACAAAUGAGGAUCUAGACGAUUUGAAGUUGUUGCUUCUUACAAAGACUGAAAUCCUACCCUAAAACUUACUCGGCAAAAACGGCAAAAAGAGACUGCAAGUAACGCUGAAGCAACGCAGAUGGCGUGGGAAACUGCGCCCUUGGUACAUUGUCAGCGGCGCUAUAGUCAGUAUGUAAAUGCAACGAGUCAUACAUUAGUCAUUAAAGUAUACUUGAAAAAGCAUGAGGAACGUGCUUGCACUUCAUUUGGUGAAACAACCUAAGCGAUCAAAGACUGGUUAAAUUUAUUAACUGACACUUUUGAUUCUGAGAAAGUUGCAUAAGAUAAGUUUUUUUACCAAACAGUUCUUUCACCUUUGGAACUAUACCCAUCAGAAAAUAAUCUUCCCAUUCUCUUUUAGCACUAUAUUUGGUUUUCACUUGCCCUCUUCACUCUGGACUUUAUAAUCCCGUGAAGUAUCGUCGAAACGUCAUCAAAAUGCUUUACGAACAGUUUUUAUAACUUUUUAAAAGUUUUCCUAUAUUUUAACAACGGUCUAGCGUGGAACUUUGCAAUCAAAUUUUGUUUCGUUGUGUGGUAUUUUAAGUAGUUGCAACACCAGUUUAACACCGUUACCAAAUUCAGCUUCCACUUUUUCUUUCAGAUUGUUCGACAAGAUGUUUACACCGACAUCAAUAUUGUUCCCAUCCUCCGUCUAAAAAACUGCAACUCAGUUGGAAGAGUUCAGCCCUUGAAUGCAUAUGCUCUGGAUUUUUUCAAGCACGGGUCUGUUAAAGCCAUUCAGAAAGAAAACGGGUCAGUAAAUAAAUUAUAG